UCAUCAUGCUGGCGGAUAUGGGACAGUGCCAUGUUUCUCUCAAAUUAUAGCAAACCAACAUAAUCUAUCCAUUGAAAAGCAUGCGCAAUUGGUCAACCUCAAAGUGGCUGAGUGAUUGUCCCAGAUUAUAAGGGAAACUAAUGAUCUUGAAACACAUGCCAUAUGCAGACAAAGUGGGAAAGACUUCCAUGAUUCUGGGAACAAAAAAGACUUCCCCCUAGGAAACAUAGCAUUACUCAAGGGUUAGGUGAACGAAAUACAUGUAUAUGUACCAGCUUAUAGACAACGUACGGAACAAAACAACUGCAUUUCUUGUUUUCAUUGUGCGAGCAUCUCCUGGGCUUUGAAUCAGUUUGUCCACGUAUCCAAUUCCUUCCUAAAACUUGAAAAUUAAGAGAGAGACGUUGUAAAAGACACUGGCACCGCCCGAAAUUAAACAAGUGGACCCCUGAAAAAGUGGUCCAAACUUUCUUCUCCGGUCUAUUGUAGUUGAACGACCUGUGAAUCUUUCACGUGUCCUAUAUAUAUAUAUAGAGAGACUUCCAAAGCCAUAAUAUAUAACCCUCCUCUUCCUAACUUCGUUUCACAAAACUUAACUUUGCUUGACAAAAAGGAAAGAGAUCAGAUGACUAAACUAGGCGUCGUAGUGGUUCUCUUCUCCCUGGUGGCAGCUAUACUCCCUUGUGCACAAAGCUUGAAGGUAGAGAGCUGGGCCACAAGGCUCGAAUCCCGAAAGGAGACAGUGACAUCCCUCCAAUUCUACUUCCAUGACACGCUCAGUGGCAAGAAUCCCAGCGCUGUUAGGGUGGCUCAAGCUACAGACACAGCGAAAUCUCCGACUCUUUUCGGCCUUGUCAUGAUGGCAGAUGAUCCCUUGACCGAGACAACCGAUCCAAAUUCAAAGCUGGUGGGCAGGGCUCAAGGACUAUACGGAUCAGCAGGAAAGCAGGAACUGGGUCUCAUCAUGGCCAUGAACUUUGGAUUCACAGAUGGCAUCUACAAUGGCAGUUGUAUUAGCCUUCUUGGAAGGAAUGCAGGUCUGCACCCAGUUCGAGAGAUGCCAAUCGUGGGUGGAACCGGGCUUUUCCGUUUGGCACGUGGGUAUGCCAUUGCUCAGACACAUUGGUUUGACCCCCCGACGGGUGAUGCUAUUGUAGGGUAUAACGUGACAGUUGUUCACUAGUGUGUAUAAGCAUUAGUAAAAGUCCGUUAUUAUGUGGCCACACCAAUAAUUAUUACGUUCGUUCGUUAGUGCUUUGUAAUUCGAUAUAUAUUAGCUAAUUUCUACGGAAAUUAAUUAGUUGA
This is a messenger RNA of Carya illinoinensis, 1305 nucleotides long. RefSeq names its product dirigent protein 23-like. The record is from RefSeq and is a predicted model, not a curated record. Lineage: Eukaryota; Viridiplantae; Streptophyta; Magnoliopsida; Fagales; Juglandaceae. The transcript has a single exon. Bases 626 to 1183 code for a protein of 185 amino acids.